AUGGCACUUAAAUAUGCAGGAUUCGAUGAUAAAAAGGCACUUAAAUACUUACUUUCUUAUUUUGAUUUAUUUUUUGGAUUUGAAAGUAUAAGAAGGGCAUCAACAUUCGAUGAAGAUAUCACAAUGUCAGCCAUCAAAUCUUGUUUGAAUGUUUAUCUAAAAACUUCAAGUACUAUUUCGCAUUCAUAUAGAACUCAUAUGCUUUUAAACGCUUGUGGGUAUUGGCAGUUGACCUAUACGAUUAGAAUUCGGGAAAGAUUUAGUAAAUUUUGGAAAGAUCCAACAGAUCCUCAAGGUCUACAUGAUUUACUUACACAUAUUUUUCCAGAUGGCAAGUCUUUGAUGGAUACUAGAAACCAAACGACAUUCAGGCGACAAAACCUUGAUUUUAUCAGAAUUUUUUCGCCUGAUCCGCAAGUACAAGAUACCUUUGCGAAAUGCUUGAACGAGGAUAAAGUAGAGGCGCUUCAAAUUUAUCAAAAGCUUUAUAAGACAUGGAAGGAAUUAAUGAAAUGGAUUUAUAGAAUGUUAU
Messenger RNA from Cetraspora pellucida, 532 nucleotides. The record is from the annotation of a GenBank genome assembly. NCBI's taxonomy places the organism in Eukaryota, Fungi, Glomeromycota, Glomeromycetes, Diversisporales, Gigasporaceae.